AUGGAGAAUAUCGCCAGCCGAGAUUUAGCUGGAAUGGAAUUGAGUCUUCCGUUAAAACCAAGUCGGUCUGAGAAUGAGUGUAUUUCACGAAUAAAAAAAUGUACACUUAUCUUCAGGGUAACAUAUAAGGAUGGUGGUGCUUUGACCGGCGGGAUUUUUCUAAUCCUGGACACUGGAUCGUUCUUCACAUAUCUUCCGGCGCGAUUGGUUAACGAUCUGAUAUCCAAAACUGGGGCAAGGCCAUCUGGAAAGGACUACAUUGUUGACUGCCACUCAAUCGAGAAGAUGCCAACACUGGUAUUCCAUUUCACUGACUUCCAAAUAGCCUGGAAUCCGUCGCAAUAUGUUGAUCAGGCGAGUUUAUGCAGAACUUCCCGCUAUCGGUUUCGCCCUUCUUGGGGCUCAUCAGGUUGGCACAGUUUUCGAGUUUCUGUCAACCCUGCGUUCUACUUGUACCAAAAUUAUACGCUACUGGUGAACUUUACUCGUCUGCAAACAAAUGUAUCACCAAUCUACUGUCGGUUAACGAUCCAUCCCACACCACCAGGUCACAUGGCAGACGGGAACCUUGGAAUAUCGUUUCUGCGACAUUUCGCUACGGUAUUCGACAUGGACAAUGAACAAGUGGGAUUUGCCAAACUUCCCAUAAGCUGGUUUGACGAUCAGCCCCCGGUAGUUGAAAUGAAUUGUGAUUUUUUGGUCAGGAAACAUCGAGCUACCGCGCUCUUAGUCGAAACGUUUUGCUUUGCUGUGGACCUAAUUGUUCUUCUGGGUCCGCCAGACACCGUCAACCAUUUAUGCUUUGUUUUCAAGUGA
Opisthorchis viverrini is the source of this 816-nucleotide messenger RNA. RefSeq lists its product as hypothetical. NCBI's taxonomy places the organism in Eukaryota, Metazoa, Platyhelminthes, Trematoda, Opisthorchiida, Opisthorchiidae. The record is from RefSeq and is a predicted model, not a curated record. The transcript has 4 exons. Gene Ontology annotation, molecular function: aspartic-type endopeptidase activity. Bases 1 to 816 code for a protein of 271 amino acids. Gene Ontology annotation, biological process: proteolysis.